Molecule: messenger RNA, 2983 nt
Organism: Pseudo-nitzschia multistriata
Lineage: Eukaryota; Bacillariophyta; Bacillariophyceae; Bacillariales; Bacillariaceae
Source: the annotation of a GenBank genome assembly
CGCAACAACCCCAAACCCAACCACACUGCAUCAAAGAAGAAAAGAAAGAAAGAAGCAAACAGACGAAUACUGCUGCUGCUGCAAAAUGAAGCUCGAAGUGGGAGGACUCCCCUCCAAUCGGUUGGCCUACACCAACCGCAUCUACAUCUCCCCCGACAAUGCCGCCGGCAUCGGAGGGUACUACGAAAAGAACAACAUUCCCGUGGGCAAAUCGAUGCUGGUGGAACUGAACGGACAUCCGUACCAGGUGGAGCCCCACCCCCAGGUCCCCAACAACGAGGUGGCCCUCAACGGCCUGCAGCGCCGCUUUCUGAACCUGAGUCUGAGCACCACCGUCAAGCUGAAUCCCUUCGUGCCCAGCUCCAACCUGGCCCUUGCCACGCUGGAGCUCGCGGUCGAUCUUCUGGCCAAGAAAAAGGCGACAGAUCCCAAGGCCAAGCCCAAGGAGAUCGACACGAACCGGCUGGCGACGACGGUGCUGACGGCGCUUGAGGAGCAGAUCAUGGAGCCCAAGCGGACCAUGGCCCUGGAUUUCGAGGGGACCAAGCUCGAGCUCACCGUCAAGCACCUGACGACGAUCAGUGUCGGAAAGAAAUCGAAACGGAGAGAGAAAGAGGGCGCCGGCGAGGAAGGGGAGGGAAAAUCAAAGGCGGCCUCCUGCAAGGUCGGCCAGCUUCUGGCCCCCACGUCGAUCGUCUUUUCCCGCAAGGAGGGAGGGGCCCCCCUGGCCUUUACGGGCGAACAGAUCGCCGAGGGCGAGGGUGGCGGGGGUGCGACCAACCUCUUUACGGGCGACUUUGACUUUGAGAAACUCGGAAUCGGUGGGCUGGACGCGGAAUUCAACCAGAUCUUUCGGCGGGCCUUUGCCUCCCGCAUCUGGCCGGCCCACAUCAUCCAGCAGAUGGGCAUCCACCACGUCAGGGGCAUGCUGCUCUACGGGCCUCCCGGGUGCGGAAAGACCCUGAUUGCCCGGCAGAUCGGAAAGGCCCUCAACGCGAGGGAGCCAAAGAUCGUCAACGGGCCGGAGAUCCUCAACAAGUUCGUCGGUGGAUCGGAAGAAAAAAUCCGAGAGCUCUUUGCCGACGCCGAAAAGGAACAGCUGGAGAUGGGGGACAACUCCAUGCUGCACAUCGUCAUCAUGGACGAGAUGGACGCCAUCUGCAAGCAGCGUGGGACCGUCAAGGACGGGACGGGGGUCUCCGACUCGGUCGUCAACCAGCUCCUCAGUAAGAUCGACGGUGUCGACUCCCUCAACAACAUUUUGCUCAUCGGAAUGACGAACCGAAAGGACAUGAUCGACGACGCCCUCCUGCGUCCGGGCCGUCUCGAGGUCCACGUCGAGAUCGGCCUGCCGGACACCAAGGGCCGCCUCCAGAUCCUGCAGAUCCACACCAAAAACAUGAAGGCCGCGAGGCGCAUCACCCCCGAGGCCGUCAAGCGGCUGCCCGAGCUGGCGGAAAAGGCCAAGAACUUCUCCGGUGCCGAGCUGGAGGGACUCGUCAAGGCGGCCAGUUCCUUCGCCCUGGCCCGCUGCCUGGACGUCAAGGACCUCGGAAAGGCCCCCGACACGAAGAAUCUGGUCCUGCAGUUCCAGGAUUUCCAGCAGGCCCUCAACGACGUGGAACCAAAGUUCGGUGCCAAGUCGCAGGAGCUCAAGGCCCACUACCGCAACGGUUUCGUCCCGUACGGGGCCUCCUUCGACCAGAUGAUGUCCACCCUCGGCCGGCUGGUCGAGCAGGUCCGGACGUCCGAUCGCACGCCGCUUAUGAGCGUCCUGCUGCAGGGACCGGCCGCCUCGGGAAAGACGGCGAUCGCCGCCAAGCUGGCGGUGGAUUCCGGCUUUCCCUUUGUGCGGAUGGUCUCCGCCGACGAAAUGAUCGGCUACUCGGACGUGAGCAAGUGCCAGAUGAUCCACAAGGCCUUUAUGGAUUCCUACAAGAGUCCGCUGUCGAUCAUCUUCCUGGACGACAUCGAGCGGCUCAUCGAUUACGUUCCCAUCGGGCCGCGCUUUUCCAACGCCGUCCUGCAGGCCCUGCUGGUCCUCCUCAAGAAGAUCCCCCCCGACGAGGGCCGCCGGCUCAUGGUGGUGGGGACCACCUCGAGCCCCCACCUCCUCAAGGACCUGGGGCUGGUCCAGGCCUUUGGGAUCACCCAGAGCGUCCCGCUCCUGGAGGAACCCAAGGACGUCUGCGAGGUUCUGAGGGUGGCGGCCAAGAUGGGCAAGGAGGACGCCCGGAGCAUCGCCAAGGCCAUCCACCACAAGCCGAUCGGGAUCAAGCAGCUCCUCAUGGUCGCCGAGAUGGCCAAGCAGGGCAGCGACAAGGGCUCGGUCGACGUGAACAUCUUCAUGGAGUGCCUGCACACGGUGGGAUACUAGCGGCAAGAGUUCGGUGGCGGAGUGCGAUAGCAUGGUCUAUAGUUGUAUCCCAUUACAUUACGAUAGAUAAUAUUCUAAAAUUCGGAUAGUACUUACAGAAUAGUUUGAAAGGGCACCUCGUUCCAUUUCUGUUCGUUUUCUCUUGGGAACUACUCGUACCACUACUAUUAAGGAGGACUACGUGGGAUCUUGGCAGCCAGCGGGAGCCCAAGAAAUUCCCAUGCAACGUCCGGAUCGAAAGCGCCAUCCUCUAUAUUGUUUUGGACAACUACCACCCGAGUAAGUUUGGGACAGCCAGAGAAGGCACUUACUCUGAUUGGCUUCACCGAAGACGGUAUCCUGAUUGUAGAAAUCAUUGUUCCAGAGAAUGCUUCCUGACAAAUUUCCUGAAGCUCGCAAUUCUCUUCAGCAAAAUUGACAUUUUUCAGCUUCUUACACUUAUAAAAUGCUCUUUAUCCAAUGAUUUUCACAGAAGAAGGAAUCGUCAUGGUAGAAAUAGAUGUUGCAGCAAAUGCUCCCUUGCAAAUUUCCUCAAGCCGGCACCACUUCCCUUCAGCAAAAUAGACAUUUGUCAGCUCCCGAUAGUGAUAAAAUGCUUUUUAGUCA